Musca vetustissima is the source of this 1827-nucleotide messenger RNA. RefSeq lists its product as uncharacterized. The transcript is spliced from 5 exons. The record is from RefSeq and is a predicted model, not a curated record. The coding region runs from base 15 to 1784 and encodes 589 amino acids. NCBI's taxonomy places the organism in Eukaryota, Metazoa, Arthropoda, Insecta, Diptera, Muscidae.
UCACUCUCACACAAAUGAAUUUCAAUCCAGCUGCAUUACGCAACAGUCUGAUGCAGGCCAAGAUCAUGGAAUGGACCAAUGAUGAUGCCCUCGAACUCAUCGAACAGUAUCGAUCCCAUACAGAGCUGUGGAAUCGUGCCGAUCCAAAGUACAAAGAUAAGCUGUGUCGCUUUCGCGCAUGGUCGGAAAUUGCCGAACGUUUUGGGUGCAGCAAGGCCGAGGUUGAGCGUAAAAUGAAUGUUCUGCUGACGCAGUAUCGACGGGAGAAACAUAAAAUGUUGGUGAAAUUGUAUCAGGGCAUACAGCCAAAUCCAUCCAAAUGGUAUGCAUUUAAGCGUUUCGAUUUUAUGGAGGCCGGUGGUGGUAGUGCCAGUUCAAUGGCCGGCAUUGCGGGUGGAGGACAACAUGCAGUGGCGGCAGCAGCCGCUGCUGCGGCGUUGAAUGGUUUAACAGCGUCCGGUUAUGAAUCGGCAACGGCUGCAUCAUCAGGACCCACAAUAGCUCAACAUCGGCGAAUGCGAAGUAAGGAGAUGAAAUAUUUUGGAGCGAUGGGCCUUAACCUGCCAAUGCUACUUGCCAAUCAUCCGCCCUUGGAUUCUUGGCAUCCAUCCGGUGCAUUUUCCCCGCCUCAAGUUAACGAACGCAACCACCAGCUGCAUGUAACCUUGCCCAUGCCAUUCUCUGCCCCUUCGCACGGUGAUUUGAAUAAUUCGGCCGCUGGUAGUUUAGGUGGCGGCAGCAGUAACAGCGACUUUGCCGGAAGUCCCCAGAAACCCAUGGAUACCACCGACAUUGAUAACGAUGACAACGACGACAAGGAACCCGAAGCCAAAUGCGAACGUACAUCAUCGACACCGUCCAAUCUACACGAGACCUCUCUGACCUCAAACGAUGGCCGUUUGAGUAGUGCUGGCGGAGGCACAAGCAGCUUAGCUGGCGGCAGUGGUGGUAGUGUUGGUGGCGGUGGUGGGGGCAGUGUUGGCGGUCGUCGUAGCACUGGUGCCUCCGGUACAGAUGCCGGUUCUAGUCCUAUACCAAAUACAAAUACUUUUGAAGCUCAUAAACAAAGACACUUAAUGCCGGGUGGCGCUAUGGCCAGCGGGUCGCGAGAUCAAGACGAUCUGGAUAUUAAACAGGAACUACUGGAGAAUUAUUUCCACGCCCCACAUCCGCCACCGCCUCCCGGUUCGCACCGUUCCUACAGUUCGGCCGAUGAUAACCGCCACCCCGGUGACUGUCCCGACGAUUUUGCUCAAGAUUUACGGGUAAGCGCCGCAGCUGCGGCUGCCGCCAAAGGUCUUGAUUUCAGCCGUUUUGUCCUGCCACCUAAUCUGCGACGUUCCACCGAAUCGAUAGAUGAGAAAUUUUCCCCGCUCAAUAUGCGCAAGCUGACAGCGUCGAGUGCCUCAUCGAGUGCGGCCGGUCAAAUGCUCAUGAAUUCACUGCUCUCCAACGAAAGUAUGUCCGAGGACAAUAACACAUCGAUCAGUGAUCGGCUGAAGACGUCGUCGAGCAUGGGCGGCGGCAGUGCCGGUGGUGGCCCCAAUGGCCUCAGUAAUUCCCAGGAUGCUAGUUCAUCAGCAGCGGCUGCAGCAGCGGCAGCUGCUAUCUAUGCCGAAAGUCUGAAUAAAGAUGACUGCGAUUUUAUAGGUUCUAAUGUUAGCGUUAAGCUACGAUCUAUGGAUCGUACACAGCGUAUUAUAGCUGAAAAACUAAUCAGUGAGGUACUCUACUAUGGUCAGUUCAAUGAGCUGGAGCGAAGCGCUCGAAUACAGCCCAAGUGACACAUCCUAAAGAAAUUUUUAAGUUCACGUUUUAUGAAUUAGU